AUUUUGCCACAAGGUGUCCUGGUGUAUUUGUAGCGCCACGCUGCUGGUUGUCCUUGAGGUAUUGAACAAUGAGUUUGAUGUGAGUGAAAUGUCGUGGAAUCGCACUUAGUUUUUAAGUUACUAACAUCCCUUCCGCUUCGUACAAAACUCAAGGGUGUUUUUUUCUUAUCUCUCUAGCAAUCCCAGAUGACAUUGUACAAAGUCACCAUAAAACUGCCAAAAAUAGUGCCUUUCUGUGAUCCUAGCUUAACUACAGUAUUUGUAAAAGUAACAUUUAUUAAUCAUGGCUACUGCUGAGAUUUCACAUCACGAAGACCUUGUCCUGGAACCAAUCUCUUUAACUGAUAUUAAAUGGAAUGUAUCUAAUGGAGAUGAAGCCCAUGACUUUCCUGAAGUUCAUCUGGAUGGAAACCAAGUGAAAUAUUUUUCUGCUGCCAUGGGUAUGAGCUCGAAGCGCAAAAGAGAAGCGUCACUUUCUUCUCCGGCUGCAAGUAACAAACAAACAGUGCAAAAUAACUGGCGCCAUGCUCUGAUGAAAGCGCGGUCUCAUACCGACACUUGGGAGAAAUUUCACUUGGAUCACUAUCCGACCGAAAAUGCCAAUCGUCAUCGGUACAAUGCAUUGCAAAAAGAAUGGGUAGUCGAUCAAGUCAGUGUUAAAGUGCAAACCGAGUCUUUCGCCCAUGGUGCCAUGAGAGAAUGUUACCGUAUUAAAAAGCUUAGCAAUUUCAGUCAUAACCAAGAUUGGCGGCGGGAUUCUAAUAAUGCUGUCAUUAAACGAUUUAUUCAACCAGUUGAUCGCCAAACGUACUUUGAUGAAGUGAAACUUCAAAUGGAUGCAAAACUAUGGGGUGAAGAGUUUAAUCGGCAUCACCCACCUAAACAAAUAGAUUUUUUUCAAAUGGCUGUCCUAGAAUUUGUUGAUCGUCCUGAUAGACCAUUAUACCACAUAGAAAAUUUCAUAGAAGGAAAUUACGUUAAGUACAAUUCUAAUUCUGGCUUCGUACUUGGUGACGAAGCUCAUCGUCACACGCCACAAGCAUUGAGUCAUUUUACUUUUGAACGUUCCGGUCACGAGCUGAUGGUUGUGGACAUUCAAGGUGUAGGGGAUUUAUACACGGAUCCUCAAAUUCAUACCGUCUCAGGUACCGAAUACGGUGAUGGUAACCUUGGAACAAAAGGAAUGGCUUUGUUCUUCCACUCACAUGUAUGCAAUCCAAUUUGUACAAAUUUGGGGCUAACGCCAUUUGAUUUGGCCCCUUCUGAAAUUGCUUUGUUGACGGCCAAUCCGUCCGCUUCAAAUGACGUCGGAACUGUUUCACGUGGAACAGAAGAAAUUGUAGUUCUGCCUUCUCAGUAUCAACGAACCCAUCUUCACGAAUUUCUUCGCAUGAGAUCUUCAUCAAGCAUUGGCUCAUGUGCAUCGCUAACAGAUAGCAUAGGUGAGUGGACCGCCAAUGAUAUUGCGGACGAUGAUGGCAACGAUUCGGACGGAGGAAUCCAACUUACGCUCCCGCCUUUCUUCGGUGGGAAAAAGCGAUGUUGACGUAACAGACAAUCGAUUGAUAAGAAAAAUCGCCCAUCGGGCGUUCUAGCAGAGAUAGAAGCAAGACAAAAAUUGUGGGACGCCGAAGAAGAAGACAGUGAAGAUUGCGAUGAAAUACGUAAGCAACGUACGGGUGGUUCGGUUUUGGGACAAAUUCACUUAGAUAUGGCCAAGUAUCACGAAAUGCAACGUUUUACUAAGCCCGACUCAACCGGCUACGAUCAUGAAGCUGCCUUCUACCAUUUACGACACGCGGCUGAUUGCGGUAAUCUUGAAGCAAUAAUUACGACGGCAAGAAUUGCUCUGAACCUGCCACAUGAUGUUCUUCCGGAUCUGGAUUUGGAAGAAUCAGACCAAAAUACCGACAUGGGUGUUGAUUACAUGCGCAUGGCGGCCAUUGCUGGAGAUCGUGCAGCUCUAGUAUACUUGGCAAAAGCAUAUGAUACUGGAAAAGGAUUAGGAAGCCGGCCCAUAUCGUGGUCCGAAUCAGUUUACUGGUACACCGAAGCGAUAGAGGCAGUAAAAACCAGUGACGAGGAGGGAAACUACGAUGGCACUAUGGACGACCCAACCUACCAACUUCUAGGUCGUUUAGGUGAAAUGUACCGAGAUGGAGGACAUGGCCUGGAGAGCAAUCCAGCCAAAGCAGCCGAUUACUUCACUAGCGCGGCAGACUCUGCCAUGGCUGCCAUGAAGGGAAGAUUGGCCAAUAAGUAUUAUGCGUUGGCUGAAGAAAUGAACGCGUUGAUUGACGAGGACGAAAUCUGAAUGACUGUGGUGUGCACUAGUCUAGGUCUUUCUUUUCAACUCUUAAGAAUUUUUCUGUUAUCAACAAUCUUCUUUUAACAGUGAUAUUUGCAAAGGGCAUUGUUAUAGGGACUUUAGUGUGUUUGUUUUCUUUCUUUUUUAAGAAUUAACUAAUAAAAACUUCUUUGUGGUUGACUAGCUGGCCGUGAACUUUACGCGAUGGGGUGGUUACACUAACGUACUUUUCCUCUGCGCAGUUGUCUUGGCGCCGUGUUGUUCUAUAGUAAUUUUGUUUUUCAAGGGUAAAUUUGCCUGACCUAUCCUUGCCACGAAAGUAUAUCAGCGAAUACAAAUUUUAACAUUUU
Molecule: messenger RNA, 2658 nt
Organism: Daphnia magna
Lineage: Eukaryota; Metazoa; Arthropoda; Branchiopoda; Diplostraca; Daphniidae
Product: eukaryotic elongation factor 2 kinase
Exons: 8
Biological process (GO): protein phosphorylation
Molecular function (GO): ATP binding; protein binding; elongation factor-2 kinase activity
Source: RefSeq, a predicted model, not a curated record